Messenger RNA from Paramecium pentaurelia, 543 nucleotides. The record is from the annotation of a GenBank genome assembly. Lineage: Eukaryota; Ciliophora; Oligohymenophorea; Peniculida; Parameciidae.
AUGUAAAUUUUGUCUGAUCUACAAUAUCUCUAAGAUAAGUUUUCACAAUAAUCCUUAUAAAUUCGAUAGCUAUUCACAGAAAUUUAACAAGCUUAAUAGACAUUAUCAUCUUUAAGAAAACCUGUUGGGUAAUUGAGAUAAAGCAAAUCAACUAUUAUUUUACAUUCUACUUAUUAAGAUUCAAAUUAGAGUCCCAACAAAAUCAUUAGGAAUGCUUCAUUAAAAUAAGAAGAUUUCAUAGAAUAAUGUUUAAAAAAAAUUGAAUAAGCCAAUAAAACUAGUAAUACAAAUACGCCAUCCCCUCAAUAACCAAAAUAGGCCAAUAGAAUAAAGGGAAGAUUAGAAAAACAUAUCCCAGAAAUGAAAACUUAAGAUGAAUAAAUUCCAUUGCCUACAACUAGUUUACAAUCUAUUUUCUAAGCAAGCAAUAGUCCUCAACAAAAAUUAUCCAAACUAAUGCAACUCGAUGACUUUAAGAUUACAGCCAAAUAAUAAAAAUAAGAAUAUUUUGAUAUCCAUGAAGAAGGAUAAUUAUAAAAUUGA